This is a messenger RNA of Daktulosphaira vitifoliae (grape phylloxera), 3025 nucleotides long. RefSeq lists its product as uncharacterized. The record is from RefSeq and is a predicted model, not a curated record. The coding region runs from base 164 to 2545 and encodes 793 amino acids. The transcript has 7 exons. Lineage: Eukaryota; Metazoa; Arthropoda; Insecta; Hemiptera; Phylloxeridae. Gene Ontology annotation, molecular function: zinc ion binding.
AUGAAACCCUAGACGCUACAGAGCGCGCAUCAAAUGCCGCGCUCCUAUUGGUCGACUUUUAAUAGAUUUAUACAAUCUAUUUUAACACAAUCUGUUUUUAUCAAACUUUAGAUGUAUACUUCUAAAUUACUUCUAAAUUAAACGUUAUAAUUUCAAUGCAAAAAUGAUUAAUUGUAUAAUUGAUGGAAUCAAUAAUAUUAAUAAGGAUUUGCAUUGCAAAUUAGUAGAAAGUAAAAAAAAUAAUGUAUCAGUGAUACGAUGCAAUUUAAACAAUGAAGAGGACGUUGACAUUUUUUUUUGCAUAUUUAAAGAAAUAACUGCUACGAAUUGGAUUGUUCAGGGGCAAUUAAAAAAUCCCGAUAGAGUCGUGUAUCAUAAAUAUUGGUUGUGCCAACACAGCCAAAGAAAUAAGGUAUACAAGAAAAAUUUAGACGAAUUAACUCCACGUAAUACAUUGUGUGAGGCUAAAAUUGAUAUUUUAAUUAAAAAAAAUAACAGAAAUACGAGAAAAAAUGAUGAUUAUCUAAAGCAAAAUCCUCCUUUAUGUGGACAAAUUACUCUAAGCAAUGAACAUAAUCAUACAAUCAAUACAAGUGGUUCAUUGAAAUAUUUACGUAUUAAUCCAGAAACUGAGCAAAUAUUCAUGCAUUAUUUUUAUGAUGGAAUGGGGCCAAGUGAAGCUAGCAGACAUCAUGAAAAUGUUAUAAUGAAAAAUCAUAGCCCUUUAAAGUUAUUGGCAAAUGGAUCUAUUAAUCCUAUAAAAAAUACAGUGUACCAUCUACAUAAUGUUUGGAGGAACUUAAAUUUUGGUUCCAUAGAUGCACCAUUAAUUAAAUUGAAAGAAAAUAUUGAAUUGUAUAAUUUAAAAGGAAUUUCAGUAAAUAUAAUGGAGGAAACAUCUAAUUGGGUUAUUCUUGUUGCUACUCCAAUAAUGAAAAGAGCCCAAAUGUUAAAUUCUUCAAAAGAAAUUAUAUUUUGUGAUAGCAGUAGCAGCUGCGAUACAUUGGAAACUACUAUCACCAUUUUAUUGACUGUCACUAAAGCUGAAGCAGUACCUAUUGCUCUAUUAUUACAUCCAGGACAAUCCACUGAAAGCUAUAAAUCAGCUUUUAAAUUUUUAAAGUUAAUUCACCCCAAAUGUUUUGGAAGCUUCAAUGCACCGGAUAUUUUUAUGACUGAUGAUUCUGCUGCUGAAAAACUGGCAUUACAUGAAGUUUGGCCAACUAGCAAACAGUUAUUAUGUCACUUCCAUGUAGCCCAGAAAGAAUGGCGUUGGUUAACUGACUCAAAAAAUCAAAUUUCCCAGGACAAAAGGCAGUUUAUGAUGGAAUAUUUUAAAAAACACUAUAUUGACUUACACACAAUACAGAUAAGUAGUAAACAAAUAGUAGUUGAUUUAAAAUUUAACAGUGAGAAGAACUUGGAGGAAGCUGUAUUUAAUAUUAAAAAACUGUCAAAUGAUUUUCCAAAAUUUGUAAAACGUUUUGAAAUUUUUUACAAACGAAAAACAGAAUGGGUUAAAUUUUAUCGUUUAGAUAUUUUAACUCGUGGUAAUAACACUAACAAUUAUGCUGAAGCAUCAAUAAGGGUUUUAAAAGAAAUAGUUUUAUGUAGAACUAAAGCUUAUAAUGUUACAGCUUUAGUUGAGUCAGUUUCAAAAGUAUGGGAAGAGUACUAUAUCACUAGAUUAUUAGAUCAUGCACAUGUUCGUAAAGAUGAAAUCCAAAGAAAAUAUAUUGAAUUGUACAAAAAAAUGUCUAAUAUAACUUUGAAAGAUAUUCAAAAUCUAGGUAACGGAUUAUUCAUAAUACCUAGUUCAACAAAAGAUGAUGUUAAGUACACAGUCAACAUAAGUAUUGGAGUUUGUAAUUGUUUUGUUGGAGUUGUAGGAGCUUUUUGUAAACAUCAGGCAUGGCUACAUAAAAAUUAUAAUUUAGCCUUUCCUAAUGCACCACCUGUAACAUCUGAGGAGCGACAUCUACUUGGGAAGUUGGCUCUGGGAGAAAAAUGUCCUUCUAGUGACUGGUUUUGUGCUCUUAAAGAAAGUAAAUCAAUAUCCACUAAUACUGAUCAUCCUAUUCCAAUUAAUGACCUGAAAGAAAAAAAUAGUGCACCCAUAGAAGAGAGUUCAAACUUAACAGAUGUUCCUAACUUAAGUGAUGAAACCGAUAGGAAUAAUACUGUAUCAAAGAACAUCAAAAAUGAAUUUAAUAGACUAGAAGACUAUUUAAUACAUGUACCACUAGAAAUUCGUGAAAAAUUUGCAACCAAAUUAAAAUUGAUAAAAAAUCCUCAACAACUUACAUCAUUUAUUGUAAACAUUAAUAAAAAUCUUAUGUUGAUUAAUAAAAAAAGAGGCCAAAUAAAAGUCCAACCGACUGCUAUUUCUAGAAGGAGACAAGGGUUAACUAGAGGUUCAAGAAAGGUUUCAUCUGGAAGACCUCCUGUAGUUGGAAAAUGUAAAAUUAAAAAAAGGAUUCAUAAUCUUAACGACAAUAUUAAAAAAAAUCAAAUGAACGCAACCUACCACGGAAGAACAUCUUAAGUAGUUAUUUAUAAUGUAAUAAUUUUAAUUUCUAACAUGAUAUUUUUUAUGUCAAAUAUUUAUUACUUUUUGCAUUUAUUACUUUGAUAUAGAUUAGGUUCAAAUUUUUUUUUAUUUUUUUAUCAGUAAUUGGUGAUACAGAAUUUCCAGUAUUAUAGCAGAUUUUAUCAAUCUCUGAGUUAUACACAAUUUUUUUCUAUUUUAUAGUUUAUAAAUGCCUAAAUACUUAAAACUUCUUUUGGUGGGUGGGUGUCAAAACCAAGAUAGGUCAUUGAGAAUGAAUAUAUAUUAGAAGUUGCUGAGGCGGGUCAUAAUAAUACAAAAAAGACAAUUUAAAACCCUGAAAAGAGGUUGUUUAACUUAUAAAAUCCUUGGAAGCAUAAGUGUUAAACAAAUAUUAAGUACUUUAAAUCUGAAAUACGCAAUUGUCUCGCUGACUGUCAACAAUAUUUUCUUAACUUAGUAAAAGAGUUACUGUUG